Molecule: messenger RNA, 2271 nt
Organism: Erpetoichthys calabaricus (reedfish)
Lineage: Eukaryota; Metazoa; Chordata; Cladistia; Polypteriformes; Polypteridae
Gene: chst6
Product: carbohydrate sulfotransferase 6
Exons: 3
Coding region: 385-1575 (396 amino acids)
Biological process (GO): N-acetylglucosamine metabolic process; sulfur compound metabolic process; carbohydrate metabolic process
Cellular component (GO): Golgi membrane
Molecular function (GO): N-acetylglucosamine 6-O-sulfotransferase activity
Source: RefSeq, a predicted model, not a curated record
UGUUCAGGAAGUUUGGAGAAGUUUUGAAAGGCAGCAAUGAAAUUUCUUUUCCUCUUGCAUUGUGAUUGCAGUGAUGCCAUUUGGUAACCUGCACAGAUUGUUUUUUUUUAAUUAUUAUUACUCAGGCUGUUGUUAUUUUGUUUCCUUAACUGUGUAAAACGAACUUCCAAAAAAGCCCAGCUCUAGCUAAUGAAGCGAGCGGAGUUUUUCUGCGCCCACAGCCACGUCUGAAAGCGCCUCAUUGUGAUCCGAGCCCCCGAAGCGCGCUCCCAGGCACAUCAAGUGCGCGCUUCCGAAGUCGCAGGCGACGCCGCCGCCGCUGCUGCCACCAAGCAACGUACUUCAAAGAGGCGUUUCUCAGCUGAACUUCAUAUUUUCCUUACUAUGGGGAGGUUAAGGAACACUAAAUCGGCUGUCCUUAGUAUCCUUGUCUUGCAAAGCAUGGUUCUCCUUUUAAUUUACAUCCGGCAAAGUGGUUUCACCUCCCAGGUUGAAGUACAGAAGGGGAAAGUUCAUGUUCUUAUCCUGUCUUCCUGGAGAUCUGGCUCAUCUUUUGUGGGCCAGGUCUUUAACCAGCAUCCCAAUGUCUUUUAUUUAAUGGAACCUGCUUGGCAUGUAUGGGUUAGCCUUUACCAGAACAGUGCCAGUGCCUUACGCAUGGCUGUCAGGGAUCUCAUUCACUCAGUCUUCCAGUGUGACAUGUCUGUGUUUGACGCAUACAUGCCCGAAAAGAGAAAUGUUUCCAGUUUGUUUCAGUGGGCUGUUAGCCAUGCACUUUGUUCAUCACCUGUUUGUGAUCUGCAGGAAAAUGAGGAAAUAAGUGAUGAAUCUGUCUGUAAGAAAAAGUGUAACAAGACCUCUUUUGAAAAGGUAGAAGAAGUCUGUAAGACAUUCAGCCAUGUUGUGAUAAAAGAAGUACGGUUUUUUGACUUGAAAACACUCUAUCCACUUCUUAGAGACCCAUCCCUAAAUCUGAAAAUUAUCCACCUCAUCAGAGAUCCCAGGGCUGUGGCCAGGUCACGUGAGCAGUCAAUGAAAGCCCUAAUGAGGGACAAUGGCAUUGUUUUGAAUACAAAUGGCACUGAAGUGGCUGACACCAGCUACCAUGUUAUGCGGGAAAUCUGUCGCAGUCAUGUACAGAUUUAUGAGACAGCAACUCAGAAGGCACCCAGCUUCUUAAAGGAACGGUAUAUGAUGGUACGCUUUGAAGACCUGGUACGAGACCCGCUGACCGAAAUCUCAGAGAUGUACAAAUUUGCAGAGCUUGACCUGACUGCCUCACUUAAAUCUUGGAUUUAUGACAUUACACAUGGAGAGGGGCCUGGAGAAAAGCAAGAAGCCUUUAAAAUAACUUCCCGCAAUGCACUCAAUGUGUCACAGGCAUGGAGGAAAACUAUGGCUUUUGAGAAGGUUGCUAAAAUUCAGGAAGUCUGUAAGGGGGCUAUGAACCUUCUUGGUUACCGUCUCGUAGAUUCUGAGAGAGAACAGAAACUUCUAUCUUUGGACAUGGUGCUACCACGGAAGCGAUAUCAAUUCAUCUGGCUGCCAUCAAAAACUAGCACUAAUCAGGACUAAAUGUUUCAUGGACUCUUGUAGGUGAAAUUAAAUAUAAGAGAAGGAAUGUUUCAUUUAUACUACAAAACAUAUUGGAAGUAAACUUAUUAGGAUUGGUUAAUGAAUUUCAAUGAAAAAGAUAUGGCCAAAGAAUACAGUUUUGGCCAACCUAAGUAGCAUACCUGAGAGAGUUAAAAUCCAAAGGAUACUGGACCUACCAGUACAUUCACUUGGUGUGCAUGGUUUAUUUAAAGUACUGAAGCUUAAUUAGCUUUUUGAAUUUAAUAUAAUUAACUUUGAUUCAAAAGAUUUGCAUCUAAAACGGUACGUUGAGUUAAUUGCAGUUUCUACUGAGUAUUGAAAUUAUGCCGUGGGCUUUAAGUCAAAGAACAAGGUAUCUUAGCAAUCUUCAGGAGAUCGGAUCAUAUAUAGUUUAAUAAGAAACACUUUGACUGGAAAAAAAAAUCUUGAAAGUGUUGAAAUAUGCACAGUGGCAAAACAAAAAAGAAAAAAGUAUUUGAAACAGUUACCCACAAAGUGUACUACAAAGUGCAUUACUACACAGGGUUUUUUUGUAAUUGGGGAAACAAGUUUCUUUGUGAAUUGCAGAAAACCCAAUCCACUUAAGUGCAGGACUGAGGUUAGUGCUUUUUCUUUCUUGUGUGUAAUUUACCCCACUUUGUGGUCUGUGAAAAAAUAAACCUGUUUAAUUUGGAA